UCGCAGUAUUCGUGAGCCCUACUUCGUCUUUCUCGCUCGUAGUUGCUCUUCAAUCUUGGUAUCAAUGGCGCCCAAGGCCGAGAAGAAGCCAGCGGAGAAGAAGCCGGCAUCCGAGAAGCCGGCGGAGGAGAAGGAGAAGAAGACCGUCGCCGAGAAGGCUCCCGCUGAGAAGAAACCCAAAGCUGAGAAGCGUCUUCCAUCCAAGGACUCUGCCUCCGGGGAUAAGAAGAAGAAGAAGAAGGCCAAGGGAACCGAGACCUACAAGAUCUACAUCUUCAAGGUGCUUAAGCAGGUUCACCCAGACAUCGGGAUCUCCAGCAAGGCCAUGGGUAUCAUGAACUCCUUCAUCAACGAUAUCUUCGAGAAGCUCGCUCAGGAGGCAUCUCGCCUGGCUCGCUACAACAAGAAGCCGACCAUCACGUCACGCGAGAUCCAGACCUCUGUUCGUCUUGUUCUUCCUGGCGAGCUUGCGAAGCACGCCGUAUCCGAGGGUACUAAGGCGGUGACGAAGUUCACCAGUUCUUGAGCGGCGCCCCAAUGUGAACAUCUUUUUAGGGUUUUGUGACGUGCUUUAGUGUCUUUCUUUUUUCUGGUUUUUGUUGAUAUUUUGUCUUGUUUUGGUGUCUCUGAAGAAUCAUGCUAUAUAUAUUUUUAAUCUAAUUUUA
Molecule: messenger RNA, 665 nt
Organism: Dioscorea cayenensis subsp. rotundata (Guinea yam)
Lineage: Eukaryota; Viridiplantae; Streptophyta; Magnoliopsida; Dioscoreales; Dioscoreaceae
Product: histone H2B.11
Exons: 1
Coding region: 65-526 (153 amino acids)
Biological process (GO): nucleosome assembly
Cellular component (GO): nucleosome
Molecular function (GO): protein heterodimerization activity; DNA binding; structural constituent of chromatin
Source: RefSeq, a predicted model, not a curated record